AUGGUGAAACAAUGUACAUAUUGUGGUAGAGAUCAUGAAAUAAGAAAAUGUCCGGCAUACGGCAAAGUUUGCAAGAAGUGUCACAAACGUAAUCAUUUUGCUAACGUAUGUAGAUCACCUGUAAUGAAACAAACAAACAAGUUUACUAGACCUAAGUUGAAUACUGUAAUACAUGACAUUAGUGAAGAAUAUGAUACAAAUUGUAGUGAAAAUGGUCAUAAUGAGUAUGUAUUUGGUAUCCCAGAAAGUAAACUUCCCAGUAGUACAAUUAGAGUUGAUAAUGAGUUUGUCAGAUUCAUUAUAGAUACGGGUGCCUCAGUUAACAUUAUAGCAAGUGAAGUAUUUGAUAACUUUAAGAAAAAGCCUAUGCUUCCGAAAACACAUGUUAAAAUUUAUGGUUUUGGUAGUGACGAACCAUUGAAAACUAGAGGUGUUUGUAAGAUAACGUUCCAUGCAGAAAAUGAGGUAAAAUGUGAGGAUGAUGUUUACAUUGUUGAUGGCAAUGUUGGUGACAUACUCUCAUGGAUGUCGGCGGAAAAGCUUAACUUGGUUAAGGUGACUUGUAACAAUAAUGUAAUGGAUAUUAGAGAUACAAAUAUUCCUACUAAUAAUGCAACAAAUGUUACGGAUAAUGAUGAUGGUGUACAGUCCAUACACUCAGAAAUUGUUGACAAGUACCCAAUUUUUGACGGGAUUGGAAAAUUUAAAGGGGUUGAAGUUAAACUACAUAUUGAUCCAACUGUAAAACCCACACAGCGAAAACACAGAAGGAUUCCAUUUCACAUAAGAAAAGAUGUAGAUAAGGAGUUAAAUAGAUUGAUGGAUUUGGAUAUAAUCGAAAAGGUAGAAGGUCCAACACCCUGGGCAAGCCCAAUCUUCGUUGUACCAAAAGGCAAUGGGUCUAUAAGAAUCUGUGUUGAUAUGAGACAGGUUAAUAAGGCGAUUCUCAGAGAACGUCACCCAAUCCCCACAUUAGAUGACAUAGUAAGUGACCUUAAUGGUGCCACUGUGUAUAGUAAAUUAGAUUUACGAUCAGGUUACCAUCAGUUACCCCUCCACGAGGAUUCUAGAUUUCUUACUACCUUUACCACUCUUUCCGGUCUAUAUAGAUAUAAAAGGUUGAUAUUUGGUGUCAAUGCAGCUUCAGAAAUUUUCUCAGCUGAAGUAGGAAAACUGUUGUACGGGCUUAAAGGCUGUAAAAAUAUCUCGGACGACAUUGUUAUAUUUGGACGAAAUGAACAAGAACACGAUGAAAAUUUGAAAGCGCGACCUUAG
Messenger RNA from Anneissia japonica, 1275 nucleotides. RefSeq lists its product as uncharacterized. The record is from RefSeq and is a predicted model, not a curated record. Lineage: Eukaryota; Metazoa; Echinodermata; Crinoidea; Comatulida; Comatulidae. The coding region runs from base 1 to 1275 and encodes 424 amino acids. Gene Ontology annotation, molecular function: aspartic-type endopeptidase activity. Gene Ontology annotation, biological process: proteolysis. The transcript has a single exon.